Propithecus coquereli (Coquerel's sifaka) is the source of this 1860-nucleotide messenger RNA. RefSeq names its product immunoglobulin superfamily, DCC subclass, member 3 (gene IGDCC3). Bases 1 to 1860 code for a protein of 619 amino acids. Gene Ontology annotation, biological process: axon guidance; cell-cell adhesion. The transcript is spliced from 13 exons. The record is from RefSeq and is a predicted model, not a curated record. Gene Ontology annotation, cellular component: axon; plasma membrane. NCBI's taxonomy places the organism in Eukaryota, Metazoa, Chordata, Mammalia, Primates, Indriidae. Gene Ontology annotation, molecular function: protein binding.
AUGUCGGACUUCCACGUGCAUCCCCAGGCCACCGUGGGUGAGGAGGGCGGCGUGGCCCGCUUCCAGUGCCAAAUCCAUGGGCUUCCCAAACCCCUGAUCACGUGGGAGAAGAACAGAGUCCCCAUCGACACAGACAACAAGAGGUACACAUUGCUGCCCAAGGGGGUCCUGCAGAUCACAGGACUUCGGGCUGAGGACGGCGGCAUCUUUCAUUGUGUGGCCUCGAACAUUGCCAGCGUGCGGAUCAGCCACGGGGCCAGGCUCACUGUGUCAGGCUCAGGCUCUGAGGCCUACAAGGAGCCGGCGAUCCUCGUAGGGCCUGAGAACCUCACCCUGACGGUGCACCAGACCGCAGUGCUCGAGUGCGUCGCCACGGGCAACCCGCGCCCCAUUGUGUCCUGGAGCCGCCUAGACGGCCGCCCCAUCGGGGUGGAGGGCAUCCAGGUGCUGGGCACGGGAAACCUCAUCAUCUCAGACGUGAGCGUCCAGCACUCGGGCGUCUACGUCUGUGCGGCUAACAGGCCCGGCACGCGGGUGAGGAGGACGGCACAGGGCCGGCUGGUGGUGCAAGCCCCAGCCGAGUUUGUCCAGCAUCCGCAGUCCAUCUCCAGGCCGGCCGGGACCACGGCCAUGUUCACCUGCCAGGCCCAGGGCGAGCCACCCCCUCACGUCACCUGGCUGAAGAAUGGACAGGUGCUGGGGCCAGGGGGCCACAUCAGGCUCAAGAAUAACAACAGCACGCUGACCAUUUCUGGGAUUGGUCCCGAAGAUGAGGCCAUCUACCAGUGCGUGGCUGAGAACAGCGCAGGCUCAUCGCAGGCCAGCGCCAGGCUGACCGUGCUGUGGGCCGAGGGGCUGCCCGGGCCUCCCCGCAACGUGCGGGCUGUCUCUGUGUCGUCCACUGAGGUCCGUGUGUCCUGGAGCGAGCCCCUGGUCAACACCAAGGAGAUCAUCGGCUACGUCCUGCACAUCAGGAAGGCUGCCGACCCACCGGAGCUGGAGUAUCAGGAAGCAGUCAGCAAGAGCACUUUUCAGCACCUGGUGAGCGACCUGGAGCCCUCCACGGCCUACAGCUUCUACAUCAAGGCCUACACGCCUCGGGGGGCCAGCUCAGCCUCCAUCGCCUCCCUGGCCAGCACCCUGGGCGAAGCCCCCGCCCCACCCCCGUUGUCCGUGCGGGUCUUGGGCAGCUCCUCCCUGCAGCUGCUGUGGGAGCCCUGGCCCCGGCUGGCCCAGCAUGAGGGUGGCUUCAAGCUGUUUUACCGCCCAGCAAGCAAGGCCUCCUUCACCGGCCCCAUCCUGCUGCCUGGAACUGUCUCCUCCUACAACCUCAGCCAGCUCGACCCCACUGCGGUGUACGAGGUGAAGCUGCUCGCCUAUAACCAGCAUGGAGACGGCAAUGCCACAGUCCGCUUCGUGUCCUUGAGGGGAGCAUCUGAGAGGACAGCCCUGAGCCCACCGUGUGACUGCCAGAAGGAGGAAGUAGCCAACCAGACGUCCACCACGGGCAUUGUUAUUGGCAUCCACAUUGGGGUCACCUGCAUCAUCUUCUGUGUCCUCUUCCUUCUGUUUGGCCAAAGGGGCAGGGUCCUCUUCUGUAAGGACCUGGGCCGCGACGGGAAACUUGUGGACGUGAAGGAGCUAGAGCAGCUGUUCCCCCCAGCUGGGGCUGGGGGGCAGCCGGACCCCAGACCCGCGGAUCCCGCGGCCCCUGCCCCAUGCGAGGAGACCCAGCUCUCCGUGCUCCCGCUUCAGGGCUUCAGCCUUCUGCAUGCGAGGACGACGGAGGCCCUGGCCCCCUGCACGGGCCCCAUGGCUGCCCUGACACCCCAGGAUGGAGGCCCCCGGCCUCCUCAGUGA